AUGUACAAGUUCCGCAGGCAUGCAUUCACUACCAGCCAAAGCACUCAUACAAUUCAAUUCACAAGUGUCCAACCAUCCAUUUUACCCCCACCAACCUUUUCAUGCCAAGUUCACACAAGCCAUCCCAUCAACUCCCCCAACCACCACGGCAAGAUCAGUGGCCCCAGCAAAGUACGUCCACCUCAAGACAUGUCUCACCACAUAACACGGGCUCAACUCAAAGUCUCAUACCCAAUGGGUUCCAAGUCCAAGUGUCUCCAACCAUUUCCACCUCCCACACAUCAAAAUAUCAUACCCAAAGUGUCGUCCAAGUCUCCCCCCAAGCCCAUGAGCCCUCAAAUGUCCAUGAUUGCACCCCCCAAUUGUCAGCCCAUCACCAAGUCACUCCCUCCUCCAAGUGACCCCACUCAACAAGCCAUUCCCCCCCACUCUCUCUCGACACCAACUCAUCAGCAAGGCAAGUCCACACUCAAGCAAGUCCAGUUCAUUUCAACCAACAAUCAACCCACAUAA
Homalodisca vitripennis (glassy-winged sharpshooter) is the source of this 513-nucleotide messenger RNA. Its product is annotated as extensin-like. Bases 1 to 513 code for a protein of 170 amino acids. The record is from RefSeq and is a predicted model, not a curated record. Lineage: Eukaryota; Metazoa; Arthropoda; Insecta; Hemiptera; Cicadellidae. The transcript has a single exon.